CGGGACUGAAGAGAUUCGUGAAAGCCGGAGCCCAGAAAUCCGGGGGUGGAUAAGACACCGCGUCCCCUCCAAUUCCCCCUGUGGGAGAAGUUCAGAGGUCCUGUCCCCCUUUCCUCUGAGGGACUCUUUUUGGUGACCACAAAAGAAUUUGAUCAAUCAGGACAAAGCUGCCAGAGGAGCUCUGGACGGCGGCUGGAGGCCAACAGUCCCUACAGGUGGUGUCCAGGGUGAUGCACUGACAAUGAGUGGGUGUUUUCCAGUUGCUUGCCUCCGGUGCCUGUCUAGGGUCUUGGAUGCGCCAGCGCCUCUGGCCGCGGCCCGCUAACCAGCCUCUCCCGGGCCGGCUCCCGCCGCGCCCCCUCUCGCUUGCUCCCUCCUCCUCCUCCUGCUCCUCUCUCCCCUGCUCCCAGGACAGCGGGAUGGCUGCGCAGGGCGCGCCGCGCUUCCUCCUGACCUUCGACUUCGACGAGACUAUCGUGGACGAAAACAGCGACGACUCGAUCGUGCGCGUCGCGCCGGGCCAGCGGCUGCCGGAGAGCUUGCGUGCCACCUACCGCGAGGGCUCCUACAACGAGUACAUGCAGCGCGUCUUCCAGUACCUGGGCGAGCAGGGCGUGCGGCCGCGGGACCUGCGCGCCGUCUACGAGGCCAUCCCGCUGUCGCCCGGCAUGGGCGAGCUGCUGCAGUUUGUGGCCAAGCAGGGCGCCUGCUUUGAGGUUAUUCUCAUCUCAGACGCCAACACCUUUGGCGUGGAGAGUGCGCUGCGCGCCGCCGGCCACCACGGCCUGUUCCGCCGCGUCUUCAGCAACCCGUCGGGGCCCGACGCUCGGGGGCUGCUGACGCUGCGGCCCUUCCACGCGCACAGCUGCGCUCGCUGCCCCGCCAACAUGUGCAAGCACAAGGUGCUCAGCGACUACCUGCGCGAGCGGGCCCACGACGGCGUGCACUUCGAGCGCCUCUUCUACGUGGGCGAUGGCGCCAACGACUUCUGCCCCAUGGGGCUGCUGGCAGGCGGCGACGUGGCCUUCCCGCGCCGCGGCUACCCCAUGCACCGCCUUAUCCAGGAGGCGCAGAAGGCCGAGCCCAGCUCCUUCCGCGCCAGCGUGGUGCCCUGGGAGACCGCCACGGAGGUGCGCCUCCAUCUGCAACAGGUGCUGAAGACGUGCUGAGAACGCGGCCUGCAGGGGGCACCCGGGCAGGGAGGGGGCGAGGGGGGUGGGGGUCGGGAAAGACAAACCUAGUUUUAUUA
Molecule: messenger RNA, 1249 nt
Organism: Hippopotamus amphibius kiboko
Lineage: Eukaryota; Metazoa; Chordata; Mammalia; Artiodactyla; Hippopotamidae
Gene: PHOSPHO1
Product: phosphoethanolamine/phosphocholine phosphatase 1
Exons: 4
Coding region: 294-1169 (291 amino acids)
Biological process (GO): bone mineralization involved in bone maturation
Molecular function (GO): phosphatase activity
Source: RefSeq, a predicted model, not a curated record